Messenger RNA from Acanthamoeba castellanii str. Neff, 819 nucleotides. RefSeq names its product oxidoreductase, zincbinding dehydrogenase superfamily protein. Gene Ontology annotation, molecular function: oxidoreductase activity, acting on the CH-OH group of donors, NAD or NADP as acceptor; zinc ion binding. The transcript is spliced from 3 exons. The record is from RefSeq and is a predicted model, not a curated record. Lineage: Eukaryota; Discosea; Longamoebia; Acanthamoebidae. The coding region runs from base 1 to 819 and encodes 272 amino acids.
AUGUACCCGGUGGUGCCGGGCCACGAGAUCAUUGGCGAGGUGGUGGCUGCUGGCGCCAAGGUGGCGGGCCUCAAGGUGGGAGACCGCGUUGGUGUGGGCGCCCAGGUCUACUCCGUGUACACCUACAACUACAAGUACGCCGACGGCGCCGUGGCCUACGGCGGCUACGCCGAGCGCGUGCGCGUGUCGCACCACUACGCCUUCCGCAUACCCGACGCGCUGCCCUCUGACCAGGCAGCCCCGCUGCUCUGCGCCGGCGUCACCACCUUCGCGCCGCUCAAGCGCCUCGGCGUGAACGUCGGCACGCGCGUCGGCGUCGUCGGCAUCGGCGGCCUGGGCCACCUGGCCCUUCAGUUUGCCGCGGCGCUCGGGGCCGAGGUGACCGCCAUCUCGACGUCGUCCAACAAGGCCGACCAGGCCCGGCAGCUGGGGGCCACCAAGUUUCUGCUCUUCAACGACGACGCGGCCAUCGCCGCUGCAGCCAACGCGUUCGACGUGGUGGUCGUCACGACCGACCAGAACGACAACGACUGGGCUCGCAUGUUGUCUCUGAUCGACGCGGGCGGCAAGCUCCUCCUGCUCGCGGCGCCGAACAAGCCGCUGGCAGUCCCGGCGCUGGCGGUCCUGUUCGGGCAGCGGUCGAUCGUGGGCAGCCUCAUCGGUAGCCGAGAGGUGGAGGAGGCCACGCUGGCCGUCGCGGCCGAGCACAACGUGCGCGCGUGGGUCCACACCCUGCCACUCGAUCAGGUGAACCAGGGCGUCCAGAUGGUGCGCGACGGCAAAGCCCGCUACCGCGUCGUCCUCACCACCACCCACUAG